Messenger RNA from Laccaria bicolor S238N-H82, 246 nucleotides. RefSeq lists its product as uncharacterized. Lineage: Eukaryota; Fungi; Basidiomycota; Agaricomycetes; Agaricales; Hydnangiaceae. Bases 1 to 246 code for a protein of 81 amino acids. The record is from RefSeq and is a predicted model, not a curated record. The transcript has 3 exons.
AUGACUUCUAUCGCCCGCCCACGACCUUCCGGUCUACGGGCAAUCUUCGAAUACGUAUUCCAUAAGGCUUCAACUUUGUUGGGCCCAGUCGCUCACUUCUGCCGCACCUCUUUCUCAUGGAAACCCAUGAAUUGGCAUAAGAGCGGUCCUUUGAGAAAAUGCAAUCCGUGCACUGCGUUUUUACUCAUGAUUGGACGGGAAGUUUGUAUCUCAAAUCGCAAUCCGUAUAACCUAGGCAUCCAAUGA